GACAAGCUUGACUCUUCAAACAAGUCAAAGCCACCUUGCUCUUUGUGCUCUAUGUUCAAACCAUAAAGCAAACCUUUCGCAAGAAUUGGAAUGUAGCAUUAUUCUCGCUCCUGUUCUGUGGAACAGGAUUCGUAUACAGCUGCUACCGAUGUGGAUUCUCUUUAUUGCUUUAUUGAGGCCAAACUUCAUAUCGACGCCCGUAACAAAAAAAAUCUGAUGGUUUCGUUUUAUUUACACAGUCGCAAUCGUUCUAGACAACAUCCUGGUUUGAAGCUUUAACGACUAUCGGCUACCUUUGGAUUACUAACGCGCUGAAAUCUGAUUUUUCUUCUUCAGGUUUGACGGGGUAAUCUUUAAUAAUGCGUUAUUAGUUUGAUCUUCGAACUCAACACCCCCACACUGUGUGCGAUGGUUAAACCCAACAAAGCCACUGUGAUCAGACAGUUCCAACACGAACACACGGUCGCCAGACUGGCACCUUGGAGGAAUAACUCAAAACUUUUUCUCAACCUAACUGUGGCGAAUUAGGAUAUCUCUACCAGUGUGGAUAACACAUGUGAGGGGCCAGGGUUCAACACCUGUUGAGGAAUGUUACUGGAGAAGAUGAACGGAGUGGAGGUCCACACUUCGUCUGUCGACAGGGAACCGAAAUCCAAUGAGAAACUUGAGAAAGAGAUAAGCGUUCUGAAGAGAAGACUACGAGAUGCCAAUGACAUCAUCGAUGACAUGGGCAGACAGAUGGAGUUGCAGAAGACGAGGACCCGACAAGUUAUCGCCGGCUGGAAACUACGUCUACAAGAGGGCGAUGAAAAAGUCAUCCAGGUCGCCCGGGAGAAAGACGAGCAGUUCACGGAGCUGGUGUCUGAACUCAUGUUCAUCGAGGGAUGCCUGAAGAAAGAGAGGAGAGAAAUUGUCGAGAAAUUGAACAAGAGGGACCUCAAGAUUAAACAGCUGGAGCAAACUGUGAAGAAACAACAGAAGCAGAUACACGCCUUGAACAAGGCUAAUGAGAAACUCAUUGGGAGUUUACACGAUAUAAGGCUGGAGACGCCUGAUUCAUCCCCCUCCCCUUCACCGGUCCCUGACUCCGGCCCUGAAGAGGAACCCUGUAUGGAGAACGGGGAAGGGUUACAUAGCCCCCAUUUGGGCCAGUUUCUCCGUCCUGGGGGUAUGGUACCCAGGCAGAGGGCUAGCACGGUGGAGCUCCUGCCUUCUCGCCGAGACCGAGACCGACGUCGAGGGAUCCCUAACGGCUCCAUCCUGGCCCCAAACAACAACAACAAACCGCAGUUGGAUUCGGACCCCCACCAGCAACCCCACCAGCACCGGGUUCGAUUCCAGGACGAAGUCUUCGAGGAGGACUCGCCCAGAAAAGACUUUCUGGAUGUUGAGCCGAUGGACAUGAGAAUCCGGAAAAUCUCCCUUCCAGCUUACAGACUCCCUACGGACGAGGAAGACAGUAUACGAUUCUUUUGAGUGCCCUCUGACCUUUGACCUAUUUGACAUUGAGCACAUUCCGUCGGCUACAUGACCCAAGAUCUGUUUAUUUAUGUAUGGGAGCCGUGAUUUAUCGUGCCACACAUGAUUGUGAUCAUUAUUUUUUGUCCACGUUCAUGUUGUUUAUUUCACUUAACUGUUAUACAUCUUGUUGCUUGAUAUUUGGGUCAUCGUCCACCAAACAACUUCUUGCUUAAUAAAAUCCCUAGAAAAAAAAAUUCAUUUGUUUUCUGUAUGAAACAAGGGCCCACGUCUUAGAUUGAUCGUGGUUUACACUUUCCUUGUGCACUUCAUUUUCUCUCUGCAGACGAUUCUCGAAUCUACUUAAGGAAAGCUUGCAUUUCGGACAAUAAUGUUACUUUGUUGUUAAGACUUAAAAUGAUUUUUAAAAAAUCCAGGGGAAAAAUAUUAUAAGUUUUCUGAAAACAUGCCGAGUGGAGAAAAUGAUAAGGCUUCUGAAAACAUGCUCUUUAGAGAAAAUCUAACGACUUCGUGGCCCGAACAUGGUCUGGCGCUUGCGCUGUUGGAUGUUGUAAAAAAAUAUAUAAAUAUUCAGAGAGAAGUUUCCUACAUUUCUAAUGGUUUUCAAAGGAAUGGACAGUGAAGUAUUGGUUAUUUUGUAGGGAUGGACUGACGUUGACAGGACUCGUUUUUUAGUUUUUGUUAGUCGAGUGAAUGGAACAACUGAGGUGUAAUUAAAAACGAUUAAAAAGACAAGCGACUGUUUGACGUAUGUCCAUGUCGUACAGAAAGACCGAGAUGUUUUGGAGACCAAAAGAACAAGCUUGUUCAGUUGUUGGGAUUUAUGUAAAGACGAUUAACUUUGUUGUUGUUGAUGUCACUGACCUGUUAUGUACGUCAUCUUUACUUGUUUGUUUGUACACAGAGUUCAGGACUUCUAAGAAAAGUUGGAAGUGUUUUGGAACCAAACAUUAAGUAGAUUGGGCCAACUGCUGUAAUCUGGUAUAAUCGUUGGACAAUAGAAAGAUUAUGUCGGAUGACAUUGAUGACUGUUCGUUAUAAUUGCUUGAGCGGAUUUAUUGUUACGUUGUAAGGAGACUUUCUGUAUUUACGUUACUCUCAAAAAGAUUCCCAUAUUAAAUUGUACACCUGAACGGCCUGUUUAAUGUGCUGAAUUUAAUGUGUGCACAUUUACUUUCAGUGUUUAUGGCCGUAACGUAGUUUUUUUAAUUUGUCAAUGUAGCAACUUGUUAUGGAUAGUCCAUAAGUAUGUUUCCUAAAAAUUGCAUCAGUGUGACCUUAUGAGGAUUGCAGCGUAAAUAAAUUUCUUGAAGACUUUCUGUUGUGGAAUAUUUUUAAGACGUGGGAAUUUGUUCCAAACAUGCGCCUAACAUCUUCGGAUAAGUCUAAAGUGAAAUUUGUAUUCGUUUAAAGAA
Messenger RNA from Patiria miniata (bat star), 2894 nucleotides. RefSeq lists its product as uncharacterized. Lineage: Eukaryota; Metazoa; Echinodermata; Asteroidea; Valvatida; Asterinidae. The transcript is spliced from 3 exons. The record is from RefSeq and is a predicted model, not a curated record. Bases 589 to 1476 code for a protein of 295 amino acids.